Hippopotamus amphibius kiboko is the source of this 1069-nucleotide messenger RNA. RefSeq names its product synaptosome associated protein 29 (gene SNAP29). Gene Ontology annotation, molecular function: SNAP receptor activity; syntaxin binding. NCBI's taxonomy places the organism in Eukaryota, Metazoa, Chordata, Mammalia, Artiodactyla, Hippopotamidae. The record is from RefSeq and is a predicted model, not a curated record. Gene Ontology annotation, biological process: synaptic vesicle priming; synaptic vesicle fusion to presynaptic active zone membrane; exocytosis. Bases 189 to 956 code for a protein of 255 amino acids. The transcript is spliced from 5 exons. Gene Ontology annotation, cellular component: plasma membrane; SNARE complex.
GUCGGAUCCGGGGCGGGGCCUCCGCGCGCGGCGGGCGGAAGGAGCUCCUGGCGGCGGCGGCGUCUGGCGUACGGGAGCUUCCUCGGCAGCCUCCUCAGACGGUUCCUCAGGCCUCGGCGCGGCGGCCGCUUUCCCGCGGCCCGAGAGCGCCCCUCGCCUCCGCCCGUCCCGGGCCGAGCGCCGGCGCCAUGUCGGCCCACCCCCGGAGCUACAACCCGUUCGACGACGACGCAGAGGACGAGAGCGCCCGGCCGGCGCCAUGGACCGACAGCCGCGACCUCGCGGACGGGCCCGCCGAGCGGCAGCAGGCCCUGCGGCAGGAGGUGCUGCGCCGGGCCGAGGCCACGGCCGCCAGCACCGACAGGUCCCUGUCCCUCAUGUACGAGUCCGAGAGGGUCGGGGUUGCCUCCUCCGAGGAGCUCGUGCGCCAGCGAGGGGCCUUGGAGCGCACGGAGAAGAUGGUGGACAAGAUGGAGCAGGAUCUGAAGACCAGCCAGAAGCACAUCAACAGCAUCAAGAGUGUGUUCGGGGGGCUCGUCAAUUACUUCAGAUCCAAACCCACGGGGACCCCGCCUGCGCAGAACGGCGCCCUCGCCCCCCAGCCCAGCAGCAGGUUGAAAGAAGCCAUAAGUACAAGUAAAGACCAGGAGGCACAGUACCAGGCCAGCCACCCAAACCUCAGGAAGCUCAACGACUCAGACUCUGUCCCUGGAGGGGCCGGUUCCACUGUGGUCUCCGAGGCUUACCCGCAGAACGCACGCCUGCGCGCCUGUCACCAGAGGAUCGACAGCAACCUUGAUGAGCUGUCCGUGGGCCUGGGCCGGCUGAAGGACAUCGCCCUGGGGAUGCAGACGGAGAUUGAGGAGCAGGACGACAUCCUUGACCGCCUCACAACCAAGGUGGACAAGUUGGACGUCGGCAUCAGGAGCACAGAGAGGAAGGUUCGGCAGCUGUGAGGACGGAGGAGGACGUCGCCCCACGUGAUGGAAAGAUCUGAACGGUCUUUUCAACGCCCAAGAAACUUCACUUAUUGCUUCAGAAUGUGAUUUAACAUGUGUUUGCCAGUGUU